AUGAAGAAAUCUAACCAAAAGCCUCGUUCAAGUUUAGUUAAUUCACGUAAAGCUAUUCGAAAAGAGAAAAGACAACUUAAAAAAACACACCGUAAGGAACACUAUUUGAAAAAAAAAUCGGAGCCAUCAUUUUCACCUGGCAAAUUUGUAAAGAGACCUGAUGACUCCUCAGCUUCAGAUGUUAAAGUUAAGAAAAAAGUACCAAAACCAAUGAUCCAUGAUAUCCUUGACAAAGAAAGAAAAAAGGAAAUUAAAGAAACUGAAAAACUUAAGUCACAAAUGGAGAAUCAAAGGAAAAAUAUGUUUUUAAAGGCGAACGAAGAUGAGGAAAAAGUUAUUAAGAAGUUAGAAAAACAACUUGGUUUAAAUAAAUCUAAGAAUAAAAAUAAUUAUUUUGCUGAUGAUGGAUUGGACUAUCUUUUAGAAAUAUGUGACAGGACAACAUCAGAGCAAAUUGUAGCUGCAGAAAAACAUUUAGCAGAUGUGGGGAAUGAUUCAGAUUUUGAAGAAGAUCUUGCUGUGGUGACUGGAAAGGAUUUAAAAAAAGAUACAAAGAAAAAAGAUUUAAAAGUAGAAUCAGAUCAUUCAGAAAGUGAUUAUAUGGAUAUUAAUGAGGAACUUGAACAUUCUGACAUAAACAUCAAAGAGAAAAGUAACACAGAUGAAGAAAGCCUAGAAACUAAUGAAAAUGAUGAAGAUAUGGAGUCUGAUGACCCUGAAGGUGAUUUAAGUAAUGACGAUGAUGAGGACACCGGUUUGAGUGAUGAAGAAAGUGAUAAUGAUACAGAUAGAGAAAAUACUGAAUUAGCGGAAAAGAAAUCAAACUCAGUGAAAUGCAAAGAAAGAGUUGUAUCUGAAGAAGAUAUUAGUAAAGUAUUUAGUGACGAUGAAGUUUCUCAUUUGUCUGGUGAUGGUUCAGAAAUGGAUAAUAAUAUUGAAGAGGUUGAUACUAACAGUAAAGAGAAACCAGAUGUUUGGGAAGAUAUUUAUGGACGGAAGAGAGAUAAAGAGGGAAACAUAAUAAAGGAAGAAAAAGGAGUUUACAUACCACCACAUCUUAGAAACAAAGAUUCAGGGUCAGAGAAGGACUUAGCGCAAUUGAAGAGGCAAGUUAAAAGUGUGUUAAACAAACUAGCUGGUACAAACCUACAUUGGGCGAGUACGUCCAUAGAGAAUCUUUACCUCAGCAACAGCCGGAACUCAGUUAACACAGCGCUUACGCAGCUCUGGUUAGACGUCACUGUCAGUGUUGCCCUCACACCGGACAGAAUGGUGGCAGAACAUGCAGCUUUGGUAUCAGUGUUGCAUGCUAAUGUUGGAUCGGAAAUUGGUGCGCAUUUCUUAGAGGAGUUAUCGAAGAAAUUUGAUUUUAUGAUGAUGGACCCGCAGCCUGUUGAAGACAAGAGAUUGGAUAAUUUAGUAUCCUGUUUGGCGCAUCUUUAUAGUUUUAAGAUAUACCACGCGAGUCUUCUCUACGAUAUUCUCGCACGUUUAGUAGAAGAUUUGAGUGAGAAGAACAUAGAUUGUGUUCUCACUGCACUUAGAUGUGUGGGCGGGGUUUUGAGGAAGGAGGAGCCUUUGGCUUUGAAGAACUUCAUACAAGACACGCAAGGGAAGGUGGCUCGGAUGAAUGAGAAGGCUAGUACUGGGUCAAGAAUAAAGUUUCUUUUGGAAGUGUUGCUAGCUGUGAAAAAUAAUAAUUUGACGAAGAUACCGAACUACGAUCCGUCAUACGUCGAGCAUUUGAAGAAAAUGUGCAGAGCGAUUGUUCGGAAGGGAAAUUACGCCUCGCCUCUUAAUAUACGGUUGGAGGAUUUAUUGAGAGCUCAUGAGCGUGGUAAGUGGUGGGUAGUGGGUUCGGCGUGGGAGGGAAAUCGUCCCAGAGAAGAAGUAAAGACAGUGACAAACUUCGAUCAGAAGUUAUUGAAACUUGCCCGGGAGCAACGGAUGAAUACCGAUGUUAGGAGGAGCAUAUUUUGUGUUAUAAUGUCAGCUCAGGAUUACAUGGACGCAUUUGAGAAACUCCAACAUUUAGGAUUGAAAGGACAGCAGGAAAGGGAAAUUGUUCACGUCCUUCUGGCUUGUUGUCUUCAAGAGAAAAAAUAUAACCCAUAUUAUGCGGUUUUGGGACAGAAAUUGUGCGAUACGGAUCGGAAAUAUCAGUUAUCAAUACAAUACUCAGUGUGGGAUAAAAUAAAGGAAUUGGAUUCGUUGUCGAAGCAGAGUAUGGGCAAUUUGGCGCAGUUUUUAAUUCAUCUCAUUAUGGAGAAGGGGUUGGCCCUUUCUGUCCUUAAGAUCAUCGAGUUCUCAGACCUAAACAAGCAAAUUGUGAAAUUUAUGCGUCAAAUACUUUUAGCCAUAAUAAUGAAUGCGGAUCUCCAAGCUUCAUUGGAAACCUUCCACAGAAUAGCAAAAUCGCCAAAGUUGCAUAUGUUCAGGGAAAGCUUACGUUUGUUUAUACAACAUUUUUUAAUUAAAAAUGCUGGGAAAAAGAGUGGGAUUUUAAGCGACGAUGAAAUGGCAACACUGAGGGAGAGGAGCGUUGAAGUUGAGAAAAUAUUGACGGCGUAUGAGAAUAAAUUGAGAUUGUAA
Molecule: messenger RNA, 2592 nt
Organism: Pieris macdunnoughi
Lineage: Eukaryota; Metazoa; Arthropoda; Insecta; Lepidoptera; Pieridae
Source: the annotation of a GenBank genome assembly